GCCCCAUCUCUCCCCAUAUCUCCCCAUAUCUCCCCAUAUCUCCCCAUAUCUCCCGCACGGCUCGCUCGAGGUUCCACAUCGACCCAUAUCUCCCCAUAUCUCCCCAUAUCUCCCGAAAGGAUCGCUCGAGGUCCCACAUCGCCCCAUAUCUCCCCAUAUCUCCCCAUAUCUCCCCAUAUCUCCCCAUAUCUCCCGCACGGGUCGCUCGAGGUUCCACAUCGCCCCAUCUCUCCCCAUAUCUCCCCAUAUCUCCCCAUAUCUCCCGCACGGGUCGCUCGAGGUUCCACAUCGCCCCAUCUCUCCCCAUCUCUCCCCAUAUCUCCCCAUAUCUGCCGCACGGCUCGCUCGAGGUUCCACAUCGCCCCAUCUCUCCCCAUCUCUCCCCAUAUCUCCCCAUAA
Molecule: messenger RNA, 399 nt
Organism: Emiliania huxleyi CCMP1516
Lineage: Eukaryota; Haptophyta; Isochrysidales; Noelaerhabdaceae
Exons: 1
Source: RefSeq, a predicted model, not a curated record